UUUUAUUCAUCGCCCGUUGGCGUUUUGUAAUUUUUCCUUUACUUUUUACUAUUAAACCACUUUUGCGUCAUUUUUGCUCAUUCUUAAUAAAUUUGCAUUUUUUUUGUUUUUGCUUGCGCGCAUCUUCUCUUUCCUAUUUUGACAUUCUAUCUCUCCCAUCCUUUUUAUUUACAUUUUCUUUUCUCAUGCCAUUGGGUUUUUAUCCCUUCCCCAUUUCUAAUAAUUUUCGUUUACUUUUCCCCAUUUACUAUAAUGGAUUGUUGUGUCAUCCAUUACUUUUUCCCCGUUUUCAAAUCCUCUUUCUUCCAUUUUUAUUUCACUUUUACCCUUUUUAAAUUUGUGUUAUUGUACGGCAAUGGGUGAUC
Molecule: messenger RNA, 365 nt
Organism: Meloidogyne enterolobii
Lineage: Eukaryota; Metazoa; Nematoda; Chromadorea; Rhabditida; Meloidogynidae
Source: the annotation of a GenBank genome assembly